GACGAGGUCUGUUAUUAUUAUUACAUGGUGGAUGGAGACAGUAAUAAUAGCCAGGUCGUUCGGUCCGUGAAUGUAUGCACAAUUCGGCAAUGUGUGUGUAUGUAGGCGCUCACAAGCAGGCCCUCGCUCUCUCUGCACGCACGCGCUGGGGAUGCACGAUGCUAACAAUGACUUGCGAUGUAGUAGUUAGUGCACAGGAUAGCAGCAGGAGGACGACGGUAACGAUAGACAUCACACACACACACGCACACGCACACGCACACCAUGGCCACCCAUCCACCCGCCCACACACACAUGAAGGCACACACAAUGGCUUAAACCCAGUCGGUCCAUCUCAGCCGUAGCCGUGGACCGCAGCGAGCCCGCGCCCAACCUGUAACCGCGGAGGCGACGGCGGAUCUCUCCACGAUCAAAUUGUCCAGGAGGGCACGAGGGGGCCUGGGUUGUCAGCGACAGCGGCGGAACUAGAGAUGGGACGAGGGCA
Messenger RNA from Dissoconium aciculare CBS 342.82, 484 nucleotides. RefSeq lists its product as uncharacterized. NCBI's taxonomy places the organism in Eukaryota, Fungi, Ascomycota, Dothideomycetes, Mycosphaerellales, Dissoconiaceae. The transcript has a single exon. The record is from RefSeq and is a predicted model, not a curated record. Bases 75 to 344 code for a protein of 89 amino acids.